UUUGCAGGUAUCAAAGCAAAACCCUCAUAACUUCUCUUCUCGUCUCUCUAUCUCCCCCUUUCUGAAACAUUUUCGAGAAAACCAAAGGAAGAGUAAUGACUUCGUUGAAGAAACCGAACGGAGAUGAUCGGUCUGGUAAUCGGAAGAGAAAAAACUCCAGUGACAGUUAUUUUGAAGCCGAGGAGUGCGACGAAGGCGAGAUAAAGGUAAUGACCGCCACCGGUAAGAUCAUCUCACUCACUGUCAAAGGCUCAGACACCAUUGCCCGCAUUAAACACGAGAUCGAGGCCGAGGAAGGUAUUCCGUGCCGCCAGCAGGAACUGAUCUUUGAUGAAAUGAUUCUUCAGGACACCGAUAUCAUAGGGAACUUGGGCAUCGAGAAGGAAUCCACCACCCUCAAACUCAUGCGUAACUCAAAGGGAUUUAUGAAUAUAUUCGUCAAGACCACCGGCUCCUCUCCUACGACUUUGUCUAUUGAAGUCACACCCUCGGACACCAUCGCCAAAGUGAAGGCCAACGCUAUCGAAAAAGUGAAGGCCAAGAUGCUUGAUGAUCGCGUUGGGAAAGUUCUCAUCUUUAAUGACAUUGUCCUCGACGAUAAUGACACGCUUGCUGACUUGAAUGUUAUUAACGGAUCCACCCUUACAAGCAUUCACAAAUCUGUGGACUUGUCCUAUAUGGAAAUAUUUGUGAAUAUUUACACAGGAAAGACCAUCAGUUUGUUAGUCAACCCGACAUGCUCCAUUGAUGAUGUGAAAUCGAUGAUCCAGUCGAAGGAAGGUAUUUAUUACGAGGAGCAGGUGCUGAUCUUCAAUGAAUUGGUUCUUGAGGACAGUGGGACCCUUUUCGACUUCCACGUCAACAGGAAAUCGACCCUCACGCUUAUGCGUAGAUCAAAGGGAUAUUCCGAAUCCCUGAAGAUAUUCAUCAAGUUGCUCACUGGAGAGAUCUUUACUCAUAUAGUCAAAUCGUCAGACACUGUCCGUAGCGUAAAAGCCAAAAUUCAGGAUAAGGUGCAUAUUCGCCGUCAUGAGCAGGAGUUGAUCUUCAACGAGAUUAUUCUCUGCGACGAUGACACUCUUGCUAGUUAUAACAUCAACAAUGAAUCCACACUCACAGUUAUGCGUGUAUCACCGGGAUUCAUGCCUAUAUUCAUCAAGACCCUCACCGGAAAGACCAUUACUCUGGAAGUUGAAUCCUCUGACACCAUCCUAAAUGUGAAAACCAAGAUCCAAAAUCGGGAAGGUAUUCCCCCCGACCAGCAGAGGCUGGUAUUAAGUAUCGGAAACACCGGAAAGCUACUAGAUCAGGAUCGCCUUACCCUUGCUGACUACGACGUCCACAAGGAAUCAAUCAUCCAUCUUGUUUUAAGAUUAAGGGGAUGAUGAAGGUAAUAGAUUAGAGCAGCGUAUCUUAUUAUUCGUUAGUAUGGUAAAAAGACGAUGUCUUGUGUCUUUUGAUGUAGCUCUCUUUUGUAAACUUAUUGUCUACAAGCAUUUGAUAUAGUUCGAAGCUUCACUUCAACAAUGUUAAUUACAUUUAACCAUAA
This is a messenger RNA of Helianthus annuus (common sunflower), 1549 nucleotides long. Its product is annotated as polyubiquitin. Gene Ontology annotation, cellular component: nucleus; cytoplasm. The record is from RefSeq and is a predicted model, not a curated record. Gene Ontology annotation, molecular function: ubiquitin protein ligase binding; protein tag activity. NCBI's taxonomy places the organism in Eukaryota, Viridiplantae, Streptophyta, Magnoliopsida, Asterales, Asteraceae. The transcript is spliced from 2 exons. The coding region runs from base 96 to 1385 and encodes 429 amino acids. Gene Ontology annotation, biological process: modification-dependent protein catabolic process; protein ubiquitination.